Molecule: messenger RNA, 4376 nt
Organism: Caenorhabditis auriculariae
Lineage: Eukaryota; Metazoa; Nematoda; Chromadorea; Rhabditida; Rhabditidae
Source: the annotation of a GenBank genome assembly
AUGGAACACACCGCUGGGUUGAAAUCUUCUGAGGCGUCAAAGGGGACUUGCGACCCAGCGUCAACGUACAGGUGCUGCUACAUUUAGGUUUGCCUUAGGACGUAUUAGAGCUUCUCCAAUUUUCUUUUCACAGUUGCGAGCACCUUAGGUAGGAAUUUAGUUUCUUAGAGCUAUAAUUAGGACCAAACCCACGGUAAAAUCAUUUUCAAGGGCAAGAGGUUGCAAUUUAGAAGUUUUUUUUUUGACAGUAAAGCAGAGUUUUCUUUUUUAUUCUCUUAAGUGUGUCUACUUUAACUCCGAUUUACAAAUAAUUUCUUUAAAAUUUUUCUAUCGACGCCGAUGGACAAUAAAUUAGAGAACCGACUCAGAUAUUAGGGAGUUUCACCAAAGUUUCUGACUUUUUAACAUCACUAGUUGAAAGGUCUUGAGACCCCUGACUUAUCGAAGGACUAAAAACUCCUCAUAUUAUGCGUGGACACCGGACGCAUUCCCUCUUUUUCUCUCUUUCAAUGAGCUCAUGCAACUGACGCGCGGUUUUUUGGCAAGCGUGUAUCGUACAUUCACUGAAUAUUCAAAACUUUUUUUUCAGAUUGAGAUUUUUUGAUUUUUAGAUAAUCUUUAUGGCUCUCGGUAGUUCUCUCUUUUGGAAUCGACAACUUAUAAUCUGAUCUUGUUUAGAUGGCAAAAACUGACGAAACCGAAGAAUCAGGUUCUUCAUCCACCGGACAGUUCAAGAAACCUUUACUUCCUGGUCAAAACGAUUCUUCUUCUGAUCAACCACCCGUCAAAAAAGCAAAAGGUUAUUGAUUGUUGUUCUUUUUUACAAUGAAUUUCAGCUGAGGAGCCGAAACUCAAAACGUUAAAGUAUGAGGCUGAAUAUUUGAAGUCAAUCCCAAGCUCAUCACAAUAUGAAAAGUCAUUCAUGCACAGAGAUGUAAUUUCUCAUGUUUUAGCAACUCAGUAAGUGAUGUAAUCAACUCCUCGGGUUUCAUUGAAUAUUUAGAACUGAUUUCAUCAUCACAGCAAGCGUUGACGGUCACCUGAAGUUCUGGAAGAAAAAGUACGCUGAAGGAAUCGAAUUUGUCAAACACUUCCGAUGUCACUUGAGUGAGAGCUUCGGGGUAUUAGAUCUCUGGACAGAAUACUUUCAGGCGAAUUCUCUCAUUUGUGCACCAACUUUAACGGAACUCUCCUCGCUACAGUUUGCGAGGGGGACAAAUCCGUUAAAGUUUUUGACGUUGAGAACUUUGACAUGAUCAACAUGAUCAAGCUGGAUUUUCCUCCUCGCACGGCAGCUUGGAUACAUCAAGGUUCGGUUUUAAAGCAGUCUAUCACUCUAUUCCGUUUAUAAAUGGCUAUUUUAUCAGCAUACAUAGAAAGUGAGUGAAGAUUUGCGUUGUAGGCAGCGAGAUGAUAUCUUAUCUGGCUAUUGCGGCAGCAGAUUCGGGUAACAUAAUCGUGGUGGAUGGGAAAGCGACGGCGACGCCCUUACACGUUAAAGACAAGUUGCAUUCCAGGCCUGUCAGAGUCAUCGAGGUUGGAUAUUUUUCAGAGAAGCAAGGAAAUAUUCCUUUACAGUAUUGUCAUGCUCUGGAUAUUGUUGUAUCCAUUGACGAUGCCGGCAUGAUCGAGUGCUGGUCGGGCGAAAAAGGCGAAUUUGACUUUCCGCAAGAGCGGCUCAAGUGGGAGUACAAGGUCGAGACUGACCUGUACGAUUUUGUCAAGGUUUGUCGGAAUUUCCAAAAAAAUCCAAAAAUCAUAAUUUACACGAAAUCGAUUAAAAAUUAGAUUUUCUUUUUUUGAGAUGGAAACAUAUUUCAAAGAAAAAUUGCGCUGCGCAUGAAGUUGUUAAAAUUCAUAUUGAUUUUUUUCAGAGAAACUUAUUGAAAAAUUUUUGAUUACUAUGAAUUUUCACCGUGAAAGUAUCUUUUUUUGAGUGUAAUUUUCAUAAAAUUUGUCAUCGAAAAAUAAAAUUUAUUUAUCAGCAUUUUAAAGAUCGGAUGCGAUAUGAAGCAUUCAAUUUUAUCAUUUGCUACUAAAAAGUUGGGAGUUUAUUUCAGGCGAAAACUUUUCCACAAUGCGCGGCUUUUGCACCUAACGGCAUGAAAUUAGCCACCUAUGGCGACGAUCGAAGGAUACGAAUUUUCAACAUUGUCACAGGAAAACUAGUCAAAGUUCUCGACGAAUCUGUCGCAAAAUACACAUCGGAGGCUAAAGAGAAGAAGUCAGUUCUUUCUGCUUUCAAAAGUUGCAGAAGAGUUUUCUUAAAUGAAAGAUAUAAAAUUCAAGAAACGAAACCUUCACGAGGUUGAGGAACGACUUCACUCGAUGUUUGUGACUGGUUUCCAGACGUUAAUAAUCUAUAAUAGAGAAAUCAACUUUUCCUUGUCUUCUGGAAUUAUUACAGAUAGUUAUUUUUAGGAACUACGGACUACAAAACAUGGAAUGGAGCAGGCGCGUAGCUGUCGAAAAAGAAAUUGAGAAGGUUUUGUCUUUUUUCCUUUUUUUUAAUCAUCAUUCAUGAGUUUCAGGAUCGUGCAAUUUCUUUGAGGUUUUUGCGCAUUUGUUGGGAUUUCUCUGGCAAUUUUCUGUUGUUCCCCACUCCGAUUGGAAUCAAGGUUGCAAGAAUAGAUUCGAAACGAUUUCUGAAAUAUUUCCUUUGAGGUUUACAAUGUUGUGACGGACAGUGUUACGCGCGAGAUCGGGCGCGACGAAACCGCAAGAUUCACUGGCGUUUCCCUUUGUCGGUAUGUACAAUCCUAAACAUUUUUUUAAAAAUAUUAAGACUACAAAAAAACGGGAAAUGUGAGGAAUCAUCAAAAGUUGACACUUAUUUCAAUUGUAGAAUCUUUUUUUAUUACUGUCAAUUAAUUAAUGCGAUAUCGUGAACCGAUAAUGUAUAAUUUUUUGAGUUCAAGUAUCCCUAGAAGCCUUUUUUUUGCAGUGCUGUGCCAGACAUCAGACAACGACUCCAAGGGGCUGCCGUGACCAUGGAAGCGGCGGCGGCAGACAAUCCGAACCUCAACCGCAAAACGGAUCCUGACCCUCUUCUUGUGAGAAUUUCUGAUCGAGUUCCAAUGUAAUCCUGGAGAGUUUAGGCCUGUUGUGCUUUGAAGAAGAACCGCUUCUAUCUCUUCACGAAUACGGAGCCUUACGCCGUCGAGGACGACGAGGGAAAUGCGUCACUUGCAGGUCGCGACGUCUUCAAUGAGCGGCCGAAAAAGGAGGAUCUUCUCACAGCGUUGGAGGUUAUUUCUUGGUUUCUUUCCGAAGGAUUUAUAAAUAGUCGAUUCAUUUGAUUGACGUUAAAACUUGUAAGAUGGUUCAGUUUUUUAACGCAUCUUUUGAUCUUAUUAUUAGGAGUUUUGAAAAGGAGUACUCGAACUUUUUUGCGAAAAAUUGCCAAAAUUUAGUUUUGUCAUUGUUUUAUAUUCUGUUUAGGCAUAGUGUUAUUGAAAGUCGGCUGAUGAACUCAGUUUUUUGCACCUCUUCACAGCAGAACCAUCAUAAAUAUCCGAUGAAGAAUUCUAAAUUCUCAAAAAAUUAAUCUCCGAAAGUUUUGUUCCAACGAGAAUUCACAGGGCGACAAUUCGGACCGAGUCCUGAACUCUGAGGCGACGCUGCACACAACAUUUGGAGACAUCGGCAUCAAGUUGUUCGGAGACGAAUGCCCAAAAACUGUCGAGAACUUCUGCACACAUGCUCGGCGCGGAUACUACAAUGGCUUGACUUUCCACAGAGUUAUCAAGUCUUUCAUGAUUCAGGUUUCUAAAUUCGAGUCGAUAGAAAUGAUCUCUCGCAUUAAAUCUUAUUAAGAACAUAAUUUUUGCUUUUACUUCGAUUGCCGGCCGGAGUAGUUUGAAAGUUAACAAAGUUCAAGAAGUAAUUAUCCGAUAGAAUCCCUGUCACCUCGAGCAAAUGUUCCAUUUCAGACUGGUGACCCAACUGGAAAGGGGACUGGCGGAGAAUCGAUCUGGGGCAGCGACUUCGAGGACGAGUUCCAUCCACGCUUGAGGCACGAUAAGCCCUUCAAAGUUUGUUUUUUUAACCUUGUAAUUUUCGAGAAGAUGAUCCUUUCUGUUCAAGUUGUUUUCAUCUAAACUUCCGAUUCAGGUCUCGAUGGCCAAUGCUGGCGGCGGUAACACCAACGGAUCGCAAUUUUUCAUCACAGUUUGUCCGGCCGACUGGCUUGAUGGCAAAAACACUUUGUUCGGCGAGGUUCCAUUUUUUUAGCGUUUCUUUUCUAUAACUCUCUGCUCAUUUUGAAGGUUUCGUUGGGAAUGAACGUGGUUCAGCGAAUAAACCAAGUGCCGACCUAUGAGAGAAGUGGAAGACCUCGAGAGGAAAUUCAAAUUGUCUCGAUCAGUCUCAAAUAA